UCACAUGAUACGUAUUUUGUCAUAUGACACUGAUGAGAGGACUGAUCCCGCUGCGAGAGAGCGACUUCCACAGUGAAAACAAAGGCAGCUCGACCACUUGUCCGGGAUGAGAUGCUGUAGACGGACACUGGUCGGUGGUCGCACUCGAUAAUAUCCGGAGGAUGAUGGAGUGUCGGGGACUUCUGCCUCUUAUAGCCGCCGCUUGUUUCAUGGGCCUGGUGGGAAGCCAGACCACACUUACCCCUGCUGUGGUCAGCACCACUCUCAUCGAGAAUGUGACCAGUCUGACUGUAACUCCCAUGAUUCUCAGCAGCACGACCCCGGGCUGCUUCGCGUUCAACACUUCGACUUGCGAGCCUUGUGCUCCAGGAUCACAGUACGACAACAACACCCUGCUGUGUGCAUGCUGUUCUGACCCCGGGUUGUGUCUAUUUCCUGGAGCCUGCCUGGCAUGUGCCACAGGUUUUUAUCAGCCACUUGCAGGACAGCAGCAGUGUCUGCCCUGCAGCCGGGGCUCCUACACAAAUUUCACUGGAAGUCCAUUAUGUCACCCCUGCCCUGCUGGAUCCUUCAACAAUAAUAGUGGUGCAGACACCUGCACAAGUUGUUCAACAGGUUUCUUUUCAUCACAGCUGAGUUCCACAACAUGCGCACCAUGUGCAAGAGGAAGCUUUUGCAAAACAGAGGCUCUACAGACCGCUGCUAAAGACUGCACACCGUGUCGGCCAGGCAUGCACAAGGCCCCCCAUCAAACUAUGUGUCAGAUCUGUGGCAGUGGCUUCUUCCAGAUCCACUGGGGCCAGGAAAUCUGUGACGUCUGCCCAGAGAAUCACUACUGCCCUAGUCCAGAUGUGAACCCCAUUCUGUGUCCAAAUGAUGCCUUCUGUCCAGCGGGCAGUUUGGCUCCAGGCUACUGCAUGGAGACCUUCUUCCGCAAAUCAGGGGAUACUUGCGAGCUGGCUCCUGUCACUAUUGCUCUGUUAGUUAUUGGAGGUGGAGUUGCCUUGCUCUUCAUCAUUUUAAUGAUUCUGCGUCGACGGAGAGACACUGACGGAGAACUGACUGUUGCUCGAGCUCCAUUGUUAUGCAAAGAGCGGCCUCAAGGUCGAUACUAUGGCAUCCCCUGUGAUGGAGAACCUGUGUAUGCUGGCUGGUGACCCAAAGGACCUCAGUUUAGUGUUCGUACAGGAACGUCCCCGGUGGCCCAACAAACUGAAGUCUUAUUUCCCAUGUGGGUCUCCACUAAAGACAAAGAACAGACAGAGGAAGACUGACGGUAAAAUCCCUGGACGGUGCUUCGACAACCCACCAGCUUUUUGUAUGUUGUACAUUUUAAUAUAUUACCGAGAAACAGAAGUUUUGUGAAUUCUUGUAGUUUGACACUGUUACAGUUGUUUCCCCUCAGAGAUGAACACUUUCCUUUUGUAAAGUAGGUUAUUGGAUUAUCAGAGGUAUGCUGAAACGGUGUAAAUGACAUGCGUGCCUCCACUUGGUGGGAACGUCUCUCUCUUAUGAAAGCACUUUUUUCACGAAGGUAAUUGAUUUAUUUCGCACUCGUGUUGGUGGACUAGCGGGCGCUUCCGUUACCUUGUGUGGUUCCUCAGUGACAACGAUACGUAAAGCUGUGGUUGGGGCCUUGUGUGUUUUUUAAUGCGUUUGAUUUCAGUACGUCAUGUGUCUGUAUUUUCACUGAUAUCUUUGCUUAAAAUUUCCCUCUGCUUUUUUAAGGUUAUAUUUGUAUGUUUUAAAAGAAAAUAAAUAAAAAUGAUUAAAUGGA
Messenger RNA from Hippoglossus stenolepis (Pacific halibut), 1777 nucleotides. RefSeq names its product laminin subunit gamma-3. The transcript is spliced from 9 exons. The record is from RefSeq and is a predicted model, not a curated record. NCBI's taxonomy places the organism in Eukaryota, Metazoa, Chordata, Actinopteri, Pleuronectiformes, Pleuronectidae. The coding region runs from base 162 to 1157 and encodes 331 amino acids.